AUUAUAUUUCUUUAACAACCACAAGUCUGGCCUCAUAUAAUUUAGUACUCCAAAUUCCCAAAUCUCCAAAGAUAGGGAUACCCGGAAAGGGGAGAGGUAUGGGGAAGACGACGAGGAAAUUGGAAGUGGCUUCGCCGGUUCCGGCGGAUAUAGACAUUGCGAACUCUGUGGAGCCGCUUCACAUAUCUGAGAUUGCUCAGGAACUCGGUUUGAGUGCUAAACACUACGAUCUCUAUGGGAAGUACAAAUCCAAGGUGCUUUUGUCUGCGCUUGAUGAGCUUGCAGGAGCUCAGGAUGGGUAUUAUGUGGUGGUUGGAGGGAUAACUCCAACCCCUCUUGGAGAAGGCAAGUCCACUACUACUGUUGGUCUGUGUCAGGCAUUGGGUGCUUUUCUUGAUAAAAAGGUUGUAACAUGUCUACGCCAACCAUCACAAGGACCAACUUUUGGAAUCAAGGGAGGUGCUGCGGGUGGAGGCUACAGUCAAGUGAUUCCUAUGGACGAGUUCAAUCUUCACUUAACGGGGGAUAUCCAUGCAAUAACAGCUGCAAAUAACCUUUUAGCGGCUGCCAUUGAUACACGGGUUUUCCAUGAAUCGAGUCAGUCUGACAAAGCGCUUUUUAACAGGCUAUGCCCACCAAAUAAAGAGGGAAAGCGAAAAUUCAGUGAUGUAAUGUUUAGGCGAUUGAGAAAACUUGGUAUUGACAAGACGAGCCCUGAGGAUCUAACGCCAGAAGAGGUUUCGAAAUUUGCUAGGUUGGAUAUUGAUCCUGCUUCUAUAACGUGGAGGAGAGUGAUGGAUGUUAACGAUAGAUUCUUGAGGAAGAUUACUAUUGGACAGGGUCCUGAAGAAAAAGGUAUGGUGCGAGAGACAGGGUUUGAUAUUUCGGUAGCUAGUGAGAUCAUGGCUGUUCUAGCCCUCACAACGUCCCUCACCGAUAUGAGGGAGAGGCUAGGAAAAAUGGUUGUCGGGAAUAGCAAGGCUGGUGAUCCGGUUACAGCUGAUGAUCUCGGUGUUGGAGGUGCUUUGACUGUGCUGAUGAAAGACGCCAUAAAUCCCACUCUGAUGCAGACGCUUGAGGGUACCCCUGUCCUUGUCCACGCAGGUCCUUUUGCGAAUAUUGCCCACGGGAAUUCGUCUAUAGUUGCUGACAAGAUCGCCCUAAAACUGGUGGGACCCGGUGGUUUCGUUGUAACAGAGGCUGGCUUUGGUUCUGAUAUUGGGACAGAGAAGUUUAUGAACAUAAAAUGUAGAUAUAGUGGCUUGAAACCCCAAUGCGCUAUAAUUGUUGCAACGGUGAGGGCCCUCAAGAUGCAUGGCGGAGGGCCAGAAGUUGUAGCUGGAAAGCCCCUUGACAGCGCUUAUGUAAAUGAGAACGUCUCACUCGUUGAAGCUGGCUGCGUUAAUCUGGCCAGGCACAUAUCAAACACGAAAGCUUAUGGCGUAAACGUUGUGGUAGCGGUGAACAUGUUCUCGACUGAUACUGAAGCAGAGCUGAAUGCCGUUAGGAAUGCAUCAUUAGCAGCAGGGGCAUUCGAUGCCAUAAUUUGUACCCAUCAUGCCCACGGUGGGAAAGGAGCGGUGGACCUCGGAAUUGCAGUUCAAAAGGCCUGUGAGAACGUUUCACAACCGUUGAAAUUCCUGUACCCUCUGGAUAUCGGGAUUAAAGAUAAAAUUGAGGCAAUCGCAAAGUCAUAUGGUGCGAGUGGCGUCGAGUACUCUGAACAGGCCGAAAAACAGAUUGAGAUGUACAGCAAGCAAGGAUUUUCCAAUCUCCCGAUUUGCAUGGCUAAGACUCAGUAUUCAUUUUCACACGAUGCUAAAGCAAAGGGAGCUCCAGGCGGGUUUGUACUUCCGAUCAGGGAUGUGAGGGCGAGCAUCGGAGCUGGAUUCAUCUAUCCUCUCGUCGGAACAAUGAGCACGAUGCCUGGCCUGCCAACGAGGCCUUGCUUCUACGAGAUUGAUCUCGACACUAAAACUGGAAGGGUUAUUGGCCUUUCUUGAAUCCAGAAAGGCGAAUUCCCCGCUGAAUAAAAUGGCUGUACUACCUUGCCACAGCACUGACAAUUUCUCACAUGUUUGAAGUUUUCUCUAAGCAAUAAACAUUUUCUCACCUUUCUUUUUCAGUGGAUUUUCUCAUGAGUUCUGUUUCUCAAUUAAACCUCUUGUUCAAAUUGUCUCAUUAGUCAAAUUCUGUGGUGAAUUGGUGGAUCUGUAAAUCUGUAACCCACAAAUUUUAUCAACUUGUACUGUUGUACAUAUAAACCACGGAACAUCAUAAAACCUA
Molecule: messenger RNA, 2286 nt
Organism: Ipomoea triloba (trilobed morning glory)
Lineage: Eukaryota; Viridiplantae; Streptophyta; Magnoliopsida; Solanales; Convolvulaceae
Product: formate--tetrahydrofolate ligase
Exons: 5
Coding region: 99-2003 (634 amino acids)
Molecular function (GO): formate-tetrahydrofolate ligase activity; ATP binding
Source: RefSeq, a predicted model, not a curated record